Camellia sinensis is the source of this 4532-nucleotide messenger RNA. NCBI's taxonomy places the organism in Eukaryota, Viridiplantae, Streptophyta, Magnoliopsida, Ericales, Theaceae. The record is from RefSeq and is a predicted model, not a curated record.
UUUUCUAACCGAAUCACUCCAUUCAAAUCAAACGCGGAUUUUAGCAAACAUGAUGGAACAAGUAAAAUUUUCACGGUUUUGCAAUGGAGUCGAGGCCGCCUACUUUCAACCCCUUCCAGCCUCGUAGUAGGCGUAGGGUUCGUUAAACCAACUUUCCAACUACCUUCCCUGUAGGACCCAUACAUAUGCAUAUCUAACCCAUCGCCACACUACGAAGAUCUGUCUGGCGGAUUCUCCAAUGUCAGCCUUCCUUUGAAUAUAUUCAUUCUCAACCCACAAAACCCCCCAAAACAAAAUCACACCAGAAAGCCGUUCAAAUCUGGAGCUUUGAUCGGUAAAGUUUCUCAGCUCUUGUUCAUUCACUUACUGUUUUCUUUGCAUUUGUUGUUCUUUCCAAAGCAUUGAACAUGGACAUCCCACUCUCUCGUUACCAAAACCUGUCAUUAUAUCAGAUUCAGAGUAUUUGCAGAUUUCCAUAUUCAUUUCCAGACCCCAAAAAUUUCGGAGAAAAGUCUUUGUUUUCUGGGUAUUCUUUGUUUGAUGGAAGUAAAUGGAGAACUCGAUUGUCCCAUAUCAGGUGUUCUUUUGUAGAGCAAGGGUUGAAGCCACGACCCAUGAUGAAACCUUCAAAAAUCAACCUCGAUACAGAAAAAGAAAACCAUUUGGAAGUAACCCAGACCAGGAGUUCUAGUUCAGAACUGUGUGCUCAGAUUGAGAAGUUAGUUUUGUACAGAAGGUAUCAAGAGGCACUCGAAUUGUUCGAAAUCUUGGACUGUGAAGGUGAUCAUGAUGUGAGUAGUGGUACUUAUGAUGCGUUAGUGAAUGCCUGUAUUAGUUUGAAAUCAAUUAGAGGGGUUAAAAGGGUGUUUAAUUACAUGAUUAAUAGUGGGUUUGAGCUAGAUCAGUUUAUGAGGAACAGGGUUUUGUUAAUGCAUGUGAAAUGUGGGAUGAUGAUGGAUGCGCGUAAAUUAUUCGACGAAAUGCCUCAAAGGAACUUGGUUUCGUGGAACACGAUAAUUGGGGGACUCGUGGACUCAGGAGAUUACAUAGAGGCUUUUCGGUUGUUUCUAGUAAUGUGGGAGGAAUUUUCUGAUGUUGGAUCCCGCACAUUUGCUACAAUGAUUCGAGCAUCUGCUGGGCUGGAACUUGUUUUUCCCGGUAGGCAGUUGCAUUCAUGUGCUUUGAAGAUGGGUGUAGAUGGAGAUAUAUUCAUAUCUUGUGCUUUGAUUGACAUGUAUAGUAAGUGUGGAAGCAUUGACGACGCACAAUGUGUUUUUGAUGAGAUGCCCGAGAAAACUACGGUUGGAUGGAAUUCAAUCAUAGCAGGUUAUGCACUUCAUGGAUAUAGUGAGGAAGCUUUGAAUAUGUAUUAUGAAAUGCAAGAUUCUGGUGUUAAAAUGGACCAUUUUACAUUCUCAAUGAUUAUAAGAGUGUGUGCUAGGUUAGCUUCAUUAGAACAUGCAAAACAAGCACAUGCCGGUCUAGUUCGUCAUGGUUUUGGGUUGGAUAUAGUAGCCAACACAGCACUUGUGGACUUUUAUAGCAAAUGGGGAAGGAUAGAAGACGCUAGGAAUGUCUUUGAGAAGAUGCCUCGCAAGAAUAUCAUAUCUUGGAAUGCCUUAAUUGCUGGAUAUGGUAAUCAUGGUCGGGGAAUUGAGGCAGUUGAGCUAUUUGAGCGGAUGCUUCGUGAAGGAAUGGUUCCCAAUCAUGUUACUUUUCUUGCUGUUUUAUCUGCUUGUAGCUAUUCAGGUUUAUCAGAUCUUGGGUGGGAGAUUUUUGAAUCAAUGUUCAGGGAUUACAAGGUUAAGCCCCGGGCAAUGCACUAUGCGUGUCUUAUUGAAUUAUUAGGUCAAGAAGGGCUUUUAGAUGAAGCUUUUGCUUUAAUACGAGACGCUCCCUUUCACCCUACGGUGAAUAUGUGGGCUGCUUUGCUGACAGCUUGUAGGGUCCAUAAGAAUUUUGUGCUAGGAAAAUUUGCAGCUGAGAAAAUUUACGGAAUGGGACCUGAAAAGCUUAGUAAUUAUGUUGUGCUUUUGAAUAUAUACAACCGGUCUGGGAAGUUGGAGGAAGCUGCUGGAGUUGUCCAGACCUUGAAAAGAAGGGGUUUGAGAAUGCUUCCUGUAUGCACUUGGAUUGAAAUCAAGAAACAAUCACAUGUUUUUCUUUCUGGAGAUAAGCAGCAUAUCCAAACAAGAGAGAUUUACGAGAAAAUAGACAAAUUGAUGUUGGAGAUCUCAAAGCAUGGUUAUGUUCCCGGGGAGAAGUUUUUGCUUCCUGAUGUGGAUGAAAGGGAAGAGAGGAUGCUAUUGUAUCAUAGUGAGAAACUGGCAGUUGCAUUUGGCCUCAUUAACACUUCUUCUUCUACGGCAUUGCAACUUGUGCAGAGCCAUCGAAUUUGUGGUGACUGCCAUAAUGCAAUUAAAUUAAUAGCCAUGGUUACUGGACGAGAAAUUAUUGUUCGGGAUGCAAGCAGAUUCCAUCGUUUUAAAGAUGGGAAUUGUUCUUGUGGGGAUUACUGGUGAUGGCAAUAAUUUUUUUGUUGUGGAUAGAAGAAUUCUGUAGCAAAUGAAAUUGUAUGAGAUCACAGCGAUGUUCUUUCUGAUUUAACGAGGGCAGAGAGAAGAUUCAUGGAUCAAUUAUUUUAGGCUCCUCUAUAAUUUUCUAUGCUGGUAUAAUCUUCUCAUACUUAGUUUUCACUCCAGUAUCCUUGAAUUUCUUUGUUAACUAUGCAGAAGGGGCUGUCGGCGUGGAGUCACCGUGGUCCAUUGGUCAAUACUUUGAGUUUAUUCUAGUGCUCAUGUUCAACAUUAAUAUGUAUACACACAUAAACAUCUCUCUAUAUAUCUACGUACACUUCUUUUGAUUCUUUGGAAUUUGAGUGGUCUUACAAACUUUGCAGGGGAAUUUUCCUUAAUUGCAGCAGUUUGAUUUGCAUUUCUUCUAAAAAUCUCAUCAGGUAAGGCAACUCUUGUGAUUUGUUUACUUAUUGGCCCUUUGUGUUUGAUAAUGACAAAAUUUUGAGAUUUUUUAGAUGUAUUUUGUAUUUGUGGAAUGAUGAUUUGGUAGUGGUAAUCAUGGACAUAUAUUUAAUUCUGCUCUCACCACAACUAUAUUUAAUUCUGAAACUUUGGCUUAACUAACAAAAAAAGGUUUGUAGGUUUGUCUCUUUUGAGAAAUUGCGACUUUUUUCCUAAAUUUUGAAAUAGGUAGGAAAGGGAGAAUAUAAUUUUAAUGUUGAUAAUGUUGUCAAUGAAAAUUCAAUGUAAUUAAGCAACCAGUUGAAUUGGGCAACAUCGGGCGGCAAAUUUGUAUUCAGUUUAGCUGGUGCCAAAGUGGUGAAGAAUCUGAAAUUCAAAAAUUUGUUAAUGGUCUGAAUGGUGGCUCUGUGUUUACACCAGAGGCCAAAGUGAUAGCAUUUGAAGAUUCUUGGCAAAUUUUUGGCUUCAAACUCAUUCAAGUUCUAGUGAAAAUGGGGUUUGUAAUGGAUUCCCUCAAUUUAGUUCAUGAAGGCAUAACUUUUGAUUUAGGUCGCAGUGAAAUACCUAUCUAAAUCAACCUGCCAUUGUAUAAUGUUCAGAUUUCUAAAAUGCUCUGAAAUUAUUCUAGAAAUGUGAGGAUCAUUUCAGUACUUGCAAUUCUGUGAUUGCAAAUGUCUUCCUUGAUUUUGUAUAUAUCCACUUUUUUAUUAUUAUUAAUAUAUAUAGUAAGAAUAAGCACCAAUUACACCCCUGAACUGGUAUUUUUCAUCUUCUUAGCAUGACCUAAUGGUUGCGAAUGACCACUCUUGACACCUUCUGAUGACACAUGGAACAUGAAGAAUAAUGUUGGUUAUAUGCUUAUAAUGAGACUAUAGAAAUGCUCCUUUAUUGAAUCUAACUAUGCCCUCAAAGCUCAUAAGAAGGCAAUCUCAGUACUUAAAAUAUCCUGAGAAUUUGUCAUUGCAAAGUCUAUUAUAUGCAGUAGAAAUUUCAGUUGGUGUGGGUACUGUGCUUAUUAACUGCAUUGCAGAAUACCUUGGAAGAUGAAAGCUGGGUUUGGAACGCAUAAAAGCUAAGAAAGAGAAUUCUAUGUACACAAAGUCAUAAACCCAAAGGAUGCAGUUUCCAUAGUUCACAAGAAAUAGGACUCUUUGUUGGCAAUUCUAGUAUUUAAGUCACCACCAUCAAGCCUUCCACAAAAAGGCUUAAUCCUAAUCCUUGAUUAAUUGUCCGAGCUCAGGCUCAUCAUAAAAUAACCAAGUGGCAGGAUGAGGAUUACAUCAAAAAAACAAUUUCAUAGAUAACAACAAAGCACAACCCCUGAAUAAUUGCCGUCACUAUUGCUCUUUAUAUAUCUUAAAUAUAGGUAAAUAGCAUGAAAAGGAAAAGGCUUACUUCAGAUGUCUAUGUUGCUCCAGAUUCUGAAUGAUCCCAAUCAUCAAACAGAGUGCCUUUUCGAUCUUUGGAAUUAUAACCCUGCAUCAGAAGUGAAAAAUGAUUGACACAUGAAAAUAAAGUAGCUGAGAACUAAUUUCUUAACAAUUUCUACACCAU